Messenger RNA from Bactrocera dorsalis (oriental fruit fly), 3985 nucleotides. RefSeq lists its product as uncharacterized. The record is from RefSeq and is a predicted model, not a curated record. The transcript is spliced from 2 exons. Gene Ontology annotation, molecular function: DNA binding; transcription corepressor activity. Bases 2801 to 3805 code for a protein of 334 amino acids. Gene Ontology annotation, biological process: positive regulation of neuron differentiation; negative regulation of Notch signaling pathway. NCBI's taxonomy places the organism in Eukaryota, Metazoa, Arthropoda, Insecta, Diptera, Tephritidae. Gene Ontology annotation, cellular component: nucleus.
UAGCUUUGUCAUGUGCAGUUUCUCAUGAUCGGCGAACUUAACCACACCCACCAUCUGUCCACGUUUAAUUGUGUAUUUGUGAAAGUUUUCGUGAAAAAUUUAAAGACUUUUAUUUCAAUGUUGUCUAUGUGUUUUUAAAGAAAAGGAAGCAUUAUAAACUAUAUAUUAUAAAAAAAAUCGAAUACAAAUAAUUUAUAUAAGAAGCUUAUUGAGCGACUGAGGUGAAUACGCGACUUUAAAACAAAUAUUCUAUCAGUGGAUCACUUUCUGAACUUAAUUAUUUAAAUGGAAGACCUUUUGAACUGGAUAACUAGAACAAACCCCGAGCGAAGUUUACCAGGUAUAGAUACGCACCCGAUACUUUCUAAGGCUCAAAUUAAAUAUGAAAAUGAGAUGAUUAUGAAUGCGGAAGAACCCGAAGAGCUCAAACCACUAAUAAACAGAUGGUUGGUAGAGUAUCAGAACCUUACGAAGUCAGAACUUGCCAAAUUCAACCCGGCAACUCAAGAGGCGCUUAGAGCAAAAUAUAUUUUAGCUAGGAAAAUGCAUGAAAUAUUAAAGGAACGUGUCGUCAGGCGAAAACAAGGAUUGCCAAUUCCUAAACUGAAUAAAAAUCUUUCCGACUUCCCCGAAACACCAGAGCGGCCGAAAACACGGCAUAGUAUAAAUUCUAAUGUUAAACAAAAUGAGGAGAGACGAGAGCUUAAGUUAUUUGUGGAGAAAGCCUUCAGUGUCAUCAGCGACGCGAAAAAAAGAAAUACUUUAUUGGAGGAAAUAUUUUAUGAAAAGAAUAUGUCAAAUAAUGUAGACUCCUCUACAAGUGAACCAACUACGAAUAUGGAGACUUCUAAUGAUACAAACAGUUCCAGCUCAACAACAACACCACUUCGUCGGUCAAGCAGAAGAAGCACGUCGCCUCGUGUCGGGAAUCCACAAAAGCGUGUGCUAAUAGAAGUGAGUGGAGAAACUAACACAGGUCAACGGAGCAUAACAAUGCCUACACGAAGAAGGACCGGCUUGCCCACUAUUGCCAACGGCGAUCUCUACACAGUGAUCGGUCCGAAUGGCACAAGAGUACCCACCAAAAAAUUUAAAGCCCUAACUUUUACAACAGCAGGUGUUACCACACGUAAGUUGCUAUGCUUGGUUUUCCCGGAAGAGAUCCUGGCGAGAAGUACACUUAGCGGCAAGCCAUCACCAGCAUUUGUGGGCCGUGAACGUCCUCCUAAGGAUCCAUUGAAUCCGGAAAAGGUUGCGGAUAUCGAAUAUUGUGUUUUGUCCCGCAUAGAUUCGUGCAAAUUUACAGUGCGGAACGUAAUCACCACUAAAUGUUCGGAUGUCGCAAAGAAGUAUAGGCACCUCAAUAAGGCUCCACAACCGACUGAUCGAAACGAAGAAUGAAGAGAAAUGACGACAUGACAAACUCCCUUCCAAUUUUUAAGUUGUAACAUUAUUUUUAAAGAAAAUUUAUUGCAUGUAAACACUUCAUACUCUAUAAUUAUGAUUUUAUUGUAUAUUUUAAACAAGAACGAGUUUCUAUUUUCUAGAAGAUGUAAAUUUUUUUAAAUCCUUGAAUAAAUUAUGCAAAAGACGUCAUUGUAAGCCCGACAAAAAAUUUAUGGGUUUCGUUUGUCAAAGAUAGAGAUAAAGAUAGAGGUUAAAGAUAAAGAUAAAGGCAAAGAUAAAGAUAAAGAUAAAGAUAAAAAUAAAGAUAAAGAUAAAGAUAAAGAUAAAGAUAAAGAUGAAGAUAAAGAUAAAGAUAAAGAUAAAGAUAAAGAUAAAGAUAAAGAUAAAGAUAAAGAUAAAGAUAAAGAUAAAGAUAAAGAUAAAGAUAAAGAUAAAGAUAAAGAUAAAGAUAAAGAUAAAGAUAAAGAUAAAGAUAAAGAUAAAGAUAAAGAUAAAGAUAAAGAUAAAGAUAAAGAUAAAGAUAAAGAUAAAGAUAAAGAUAAAGAUAAAGAUAAAGAUAAAGAUAAAGAUAAAGAUAAAGAUAAAGAUAAAGAUAAAGAUAAAGAUAAAGAUAAUGAUAAAAAAGUAUACAGAUAAAUUUAUACAUAAUGAAGCCAACUUUUUUUUCUUAUGGUAUUUUCCAAUUAAAAUUGUAAAAUUAGUAAAUUUCUAGAAUGCUGAUGUUAGCUUCUGUUGAAGUUAGCUUUAUCGAAGUAAAAGUUAAUGAAGCGUUGUAGGAGGUAGCUCAGCUCAAAAGUUGGAGAAUUUUCGAGUUUUCGAGAUUUCGAAAUUUUAAAAUUUGAUUUCUAUAAGAAAACGCAGAGGCCAUAAAUCAUAUAGUUGAACAACAACACACGAUAGAAAAGUAUGCAAUUGCCUAGGUAGAUGUCAAACCCAAAAAUUACUGUAAAACCGAUUCUAUGAUUGGAGAUCGAGCAAUCAUCAAUCAAUCAUUCCAUUCAAUCGCACAUUAUUUUUCGAAAACUGAUUUAAGCAAUUAUCUAAAUAACAGAAACACAUAUUGACUAUUUCUUUUGCAAUUGUUCGAUCAAUUUUAAGAACUCCUGAAUGGCGAAGCUUUAUAAAUAUUAAAUGUAACGAAGUAUUUUACAACUAAAGACAUUUCUUUAUACAACAAACCGAUACGAAUACAUUGGUUUCGAGGUCAAACAAUUAAUACACAAUUUUCUUUGGAAUUACAGCGCUGGAGGCGAAUGAACAAUUACCUGCACGACACAACAGUAAUUCACUCACCUUUAGUACGACUUAUAAAUUUUCAUAUUUGCGAGAGAUUGACGGCAAAUACAUCACAGAGAGAACUCAAUAGAUAUCAAGAAAAUACUAAUAUAAAAUCAUGGUUCCUAUUAUAACUAAAGCUGAACUAGCAGCUGAAAACGAAAUGAUUAGAAAUUUCACCGAUCCCAGACAAAUAAGAGGAUUGAUCAACAGAUGGAUGGAGGAUUAUCCGAAGCUAGAGCUUGGAAAACUUAGCGCGGAAGUUCAGUUGGCUAUUAUAGCAAAAUAUGAGAUAGCGGAGAAACUGUCUGCUGCUUUAAAUAAGCUUGAGCUCUUGAGCCCGGGAAUGACUUUUGAUAAUGAUGAUAAUGAUGAUGAUGAUGAUAAUGAUAAUGAUGAUAUAACUUCAACAACCGACAGCGGUUACGCCGCUUCUCCAAGCAGUCUCGCUCCCAUAACACCGCCGCGCGUGUCAAGCAGUGCUAGAUCAUCAAGCAACCCUACUAGACCGCGCGUGUUAAGCAGUGCUGGAUCAAUCAGCCCAAUUAGGCCAAUUGCAAGCAAUCCAACUUACCCAACAACACCCACACGUUGGUCAAAGAGCAAGAAAAUGGUGUCGCGUCGCAUUAUUAAUGAUAGCAUUGCUACCAGAAGUAGUGUACUCACGAAAAGUCAUCGUACUCCACGUAAGAGUUUACCAAAAUUUACCUACUCAAUGCAGGCAACAACUUCAACACCGCGAGUUCCAGCCUUGCCCCAUGAUCCCAACAAUGAUGGCUAUACUCUGAUUGGUCCGAAUGGUACAAUAUUACUAACUAAAGACUUCAAUACCAUAUCAUUCAGUUCGCCGAUCAUGGCUACACGCAACUUGCUCGAUUUGGUAUUCUCGGAAGAGGUUCUGGCGAAAAAUUCAAUCAACGGCAAGGUCCCGUCAGUAAUUAGGAAACGUGGACGUCCUCCUAAAGGUCUAUUGAAUCCGGACAAGGUUGCGGAUGUCAUACAUUGUAUUACAUCGCGCACAAAUUGCUCCGAAUACGACGUUCGCUGCGCAAUUACCACAAAAUGCGCGGACAGCGCAAAGAAGUUAAGGCGACUCAGUAAGAUUCCUGAAGCGCAAAAUUAGGAGAAAUGAAGAAGAAGCGGGAAAAAUUUACUUUCAAAGAAAUUGAUUGCUGUUUUAAUAUUUUUAUUAUUAUUUAUUAGAUGAGAAAGAAUCAGGAUUUAAGUAAAUGUUUAAGCUAUAAUUAUAUUAUGUGUAAUUAAUGAAGUAAUUAAUUAAGCGAAAUGAGAAAAAAAAUGAUAA